Helianthus annuus (common sunflower) is the source of this 1859-nucleotide messenger RNA. Its product is annotated as growth-regulating factor 1. Bases 112 to 1638 code for a protein of 508 amino acids. Gene Ontology annotation, biological process: developmental process; DNA-templated transcription; regulation of DNA-templated transcription. Lineage: Eukaryota; Viridiplantae; Streptophyta; Magnoliopsida; Asterales; Asteraceae. The transcript is spliced from 4 exons. The record is from RefSeq and is a predicted model, not a curated record. Gene Ontology annotation, cellular component: nucleus. Gene Ontology annotation, molecular function: ATP binding.
UGAGUUCCAUUCAUUUUCGUUCAAAGCUUCGUCUUCUCCGCAGCUUCAACUCUCUCUCUCUCUCUCUCUCUCUCCAUGAAACCCCUCUAGAUUCUCACACUUCCAAAACACAUGGAUUUUGCAAUGACAACAUUUGACAACAACAACAACAACAACAACAACACUUGUAGUUGUAUCUUAACCCAUGAUGAUAAAAACAAAAACAAACAUGGAUCUGGGUUCACCAAGCAAGAAAGAUCCGAACCCGAAGACCCGCAUGAUCAUUUUCUUCUUCUUCAACCCUCCAAAUCUUCAAGAAGUGAUUACUUUGACCAACCACCCAACAAGUCAAUGUCCUUGAGAUCUGACUCUCUUCUUUCACUUUCAGCUGCUGAUGAUGAUACCAACAACAACAUGCUUAGUUUUUCUUUUUCUGUUAAAGAUGGAAACCAGCCUUCACUUUUUUCUUUUUACCAGCCCUCCUCACCUGCUUACAUUAGAAAUACAGGGUAUGGUUAUGGUGGAUUACCAGCAGGUAUGCAUAUGCCUGUUUCAAGGUAUAAAGGACCCUUUACCCCUUCUCAAUGGAUGGAGCUGGAACACCAAGCUUUGAUCUACAAACAUUUCGUCGCUAAUGUCCCUGUUCCGUCGCAUUUGCUCAAUCCACUCAGAAAAUCACUCAACACUUUCCUUUUCCCCGGGUCUUCCUCUUCAACCUCAUAUGCCCCCAAUUCAUAUGGAUGGGGAUCUUUCCAUCUCGGGUUUUCGGGUAACAACGAUCCGGAACCCGGGAGGUGUCGAAGAACAGAUGGGAAGAAAUGGAGGUGCUCUAGAGAUGCUGUUCCCGAUCAGAAAUACUGCGAACGACACAUCAACAGAGGCCGUCAUCGUUCAAGAAAGCCUGUGGAAGGCCAGAAUGGCCAAGCUGUCUCCGGUCCAGCCGCAUCUAAAGCGGCUCCCGUUGUUUCCUCCUCAUCUGUACCUGUUUCCACCACACGGGCAACCCCUACCGCCACCUUGCACCACCAUAAUCCCGCCGUUGCUGCAUCCGCGCAAACUCCCAUCAGCAGGACACAAGCCUCGGAUUCUUUGAUGUAUCCCACAAAUUAUACAUCUUUCUUGGACCAAGGUGCAUCCGACCCGAACUCGAACCCGAACCCGCUUCCCCAUUUUGUCGACGUGUGGUCUAAAGACGAGCCGCUAAAACGAGAUUGGACCCAACUCUCCAUGUCCAUUCCCAUGGCUUCCGACUUCUCAUCGUCCUCAAACUCUCCGGGUCAAGAGAAACUCGUGGUUCCACCACUUGAGUUUCAACUUGACCCGGCCCACAAACAAGCGUCAAACUGGAUCCCCAUUUCGUGGGGAAGCUCGAUGGGGGGUCCGUUAGGAGAAGUGUUGAAUCGGACGUCUAGUAGUAAUGAAGUAAAGAUCAAGAAUCCAUCGUCGGGUCUGGAAAUGAACCACAUGACUGAAAUGUGGGAUGCUGUGAACCAUCAUAUGGAAUCUUCACCUACUGGUGUGUUACAUAAAACAACAUUUGUUUCGCUUUCGAAUAGCAGUUCUGGGGGCAGCCCGAAAGGGAACAAAAAGGACGAGCACGCUGGCAGUGGCAGUGGCAGCCUCUGUGACGAACUGCUUCUCUCGACACUCGCUAGUUGAUGAGUUUUUGAUCUGGUUUUCAGGCAAUGGUGCACCUUAGACCAGAUGAAAUAUUCUGAUUUGUUUGUAAAAUCUUGUAAGUCUAGUUGUGUUUGAGGUGGGAUAUCUUCUGAAUAUAAAUGAAGAACGAUUUCGUUCGUUGUUAUAAACGAUCCUUUUUUUAAACUAAAAAGUUUAUAGUUGGUGUAGUUAAAAAAAUACGUUAAAUGUUUUUUAGUGCA